AAACCUGUCGAAGUGUAACAAUCAUGUUGUUGAAUACUUUCUGAUUAGGUCGAACUUUGAGCACCGAAAGACAAAGCUAUCGCUUGCCGUGCGUUGCAGCAUUAUCAUCAGAUUUACACACCAGGAGGGAAUUGCCACUUGAAACUUGCCUCGCCUGUGUUCAGUUUUCAUAAAAAUGAGAGAAAUUGUUCACGUCCAGGCAGGACAAUGUGGAAACCAAAUAGGGUCAAAGUUCUGGUCCGUAAUAUCAGAUGAACAUGGGAUAAAUCCAGUAGGAGAGUACUGUGGAGAGUCCAGUCUUCAGCAGGACAAAAUAGGCGUGUAUUUCGACGAGGUAGCAGGUGGACGAUACGUUCCACGAGCUAUCCUAGUUGACUUAGAGCCCGGUGUUUUGGAUUCGAUUCGAUCUGGAUCAAUUGGACAACUGUUCAGACCUGACAAUUUCAUUUUUGGAAAUAAUGGGGCAAGCAACAACUGGGCGAAGGGCUUCUACACGGAUGGUGCCGAGCUCAUCGAUACCGUGUUGGACGUCAUCAGGAAAGAAGCGGAAUCCUGUGAUUGUGUGCAGGGAUUUCAGCUUACUCAUUCUCUAGGAGGAGGCACGGGAUCGGGAUUGGGAACCUUGCUGCUUUCUAAGCUUAAGGAAGAAUACCCUGAUCGGAUUCUAUCCUCAUUUUCAGUGUUUCCUUCGCCAAUGGUUUCUGAUACUGUGGUCGAGCCAUAUAAUGCAACAUUAUCAGUGCACCAGUUACUAGAGAACACGGAUGAAACUUUCUGCAUCGACAACGAGGCCCUCUACAACAUUUGUUUUCAAACCCUAAAACUUCAAAAACCGGUAAAUGAUGACCUGAACAAGCUCGUGUCUUCUACCAUGUCCGGUGUGACUACUUGUCUUCGGUUUCCUGGUCAGUUAAAUGCUGAUCUUAGAAAACUUGCAGUAAAUAUGGUUCCUUUUCCUCGUUUACAUUUCUUCAUGCCAGGAUUUAGCCCACUCGUCGCCAAAGGGAGCCAGGCAUAUAGUACUUUGAAUGUUCAAGAGCUUACCCAACAGAUGUUUAAUGUUCGAAACAUAAUGACUGCAUGCGAUCCCCGCCACGGGAAGUACCUCACUGCAGCGGCAAUGUUCAGGGGCAUGGUAAGCAUGAAAGAAGUGGAAGAACAGAUUUUAUCGAUGCACACCAAAAACAGCAGCUACUUUGUCGAAUGGAUUCCUAACAAUAUAAAGGUUGCAGUCUGUGACAUUCCACCAAGAGGCUUGAAAAUGUCAGGCACUUUUAUUGGAAAUUCAACGGCCAUAUUAGAAGUAUUUAAGAGAAUCGGGAACCUCUUCAGUGGUAUGGAUACACGUUUAUUAUGUAACAUAUUUACUCUUCAAAAGACAUUUAAGAAGUACACUACUGCACGCAGAACUAUAUUAGAUUCAGAAGCUUAUAGCAGAGAAUAACUAUAGUUGCUGUGU
Limulus polyphemus (Atlantic horseshoe crab) is the source of this 1459-nucleotide messenger RNA. Its product is annotated as tubulin beta-4B chain-like. The coding region runs from base 176 to 1444 and encodes 422 amino acids. The transcript has 7 exons. Gene Ontology annotation, biological process: mitotic cell cycle; microtubule cytoskeleton organization. Gene Ontology annotation, molecular function: GTPase activity; structural constituent of cytoskeleton; GTP binding. NCBI's taxonomy places the organism in Eukaryota, Metazoa, Arthropoda, Merostomata, Xiphosura, Limulidae. Gene Ontology annotation, cellular component: microtubule; cytoplasm. The record is from RefSeq and is a predicted model, not a curated record.